This is a messenger RNA of Ogataea parapolymorpha DL-1, 867 nucleotides long. RefSeq names its product oxidoreductase, short chain dehydrogenase/reductase family. The record is from RefSeq and is a predicted model, not a curated record. Gene Ontology annotation, molecular function: oxidoreductase activity, acting on NAD(P)H, oxygen as acceptor. The coding region runs from base 1 to 867 and encodes 288 amino acids. Gene Ontology annotation, cellular component: intracellular anatomical structure. NCBI's taxonomy places the organism in Eukaryota, Fungi, Ascomycota, Pichiomycetes, Pichiales, Pichiaceae. The transcript has a single exon.
AUGACGUACAAGUCCUAUAAUCCUCUCGCCACUAUCACCGAUCCUGCUCCCGCCUCGCCGUCCUCCAUUAAAGCGGGCCUGGAUCUGAAAAACAGGACCUACUUUGUCACCGGCGGCGCCCGUGGCCUCGGCUUGAGCCUUAUCACUGCCAUUUUAGAGGCCGGCGGCAGCGCAGUGGCUCUGGACCUGCUGCCAGAGCCCCUCACCGAAGAGUGGGCCGCUGCACAGGCGCUCGCCAAGGAAAACGGCGGGUCUCUCUCGUUCAACACGCUCGACGUCACCAGUGAGCCGGCCGUGGAGUUGCUGCUACCCCGGCUCGCUCAGGAGGCCGCCCAAGCAGGCAGACCGGUUCACGGCCUGGUGAACUGCGCCGGCAUCAACCAGAAGCUGCCAGCUAUCGACUACCCCGUCGAGCUGUACCGGAAAAUCGUUGAUAUCAACUUUGUGGGCUCGUUCAUCAUGGCCAAGCACACGGCCAAGAUUCUUGUAGCAGAACGGACGCCAGGCUCGAUCGUCCUGAUUGGGUCGAUGUCCGGCAUUAUCGCGAACCGUGGGCUUGAAAAUACGGCGUACAACACGUCCAAGGCCGCCGUGCUGCAGCUCGCGCGGUCAUUGUGCCAGGAAUGGGGCCAGUACGGUAUCCGUAUCAACACCAUCUCGCCGGGUUAUAUUAUAACUGCCAUGACCCAGGAGCUGCUGGACGUGGAACCCGAGCUGUACGAGACGUGGAUGCGCGGUGCAAUGCUUAACCGCCUGGGCGCUCCCGACGACUUCAAGACGGCCGCCGUGUUUCUGCUCGGCGACGGGUCGCGGUUCAUGACCGGCUCUGACCUUAGAAUUGACGGCGGCCACUGUGCUGGUGCAUAA